Molecule: messenger RNA, 1757 nt
Organism: Solenopsis invicta (red fire ant)
Lineage: Eukaryota; Metazoa; Arthropoda; Insecta; Hymenoptera; Formicidae
Product: putative nuclease HARBI1
Exons: 5
Coding region: 1014-1697 (227 amino acids)
Source: RefSeq, a predicted model, not a curated record
UUUCUACUCGAUCGGUCAUUUGAGUCUUUUUUAAUAAGUUUUGUUCUUUUUCCAUACCCUAGGAUUGAACUUUGGGUGUAUUCCGAAAGUUCUAUUGAAAAUAGUCUUUUUAAUCAUAAGGUUGGCAGCACUGUAACUAACUACGUUGUGUUCCGUAAUGUAAGUUAAGUUUAUGAUUAUCAUUGGCUCACGUUGGUUUGCAAAGAUCAGCAUAGAGGAAUUCAAAAACACAAGACCUUCCAAAAACUGCAUGAAAACUAACUGCAAAGUUUUCUAUUUAUAAUGUUUAUAAACAAUUAUUGGAGACAUUGCACUGUAGUGAUGCUCAUUGAACAGAGGAUAUCAGCAUCGGUGAAAUAUUUCUCAAGUUUGAACCAGAUUUUGUUCAAGCAUAUUCUCCAUAUGCCAACUUCUUCGAAAAUAUAAAAUAAAUGUUAGAAGAAUGCAAUCCAAAUAAACAACGGUUUCACGCCUAUUUAAAAAAUUGCCAGACAAAACCAGGAUAUAGACAAGAUCAAUGCCAUAUAUAUCAUCGGUCUUCUUUAGCUUUCACUUAUAUUUUUCUAAAAAAUGGAUUUACUUAUAUUUGAUGAAUUAUUUUCAAGUUCAAGUGAAAGUUCUGACAGUGAAGAAGAAAUAUUAGAUGUUAUUUUUGAGAACAACGAAAAUCAUACUAGAAGAAGAAAAGCAAGAGUUCAAAAUUUUAUUGAAAAUGUAAUUUAUGAAUACGAUAAUAAAAGUUUUCAAGAAAACUUUCGAAUGCGAAGAACAACCUUUAAUUAUCUUCUAUUUUUAUUAAGAAAUGAUUUAGAAGAAGAAAAUGAUUCUGGAAGAAUACCUAUAUCUGCAGAGAAACAAUUGUACAUAACUUUAUAUGUGUUAGCAACACCAGAUUCAUACAGGUCGGUGGUUACAAAAUUUAAUGUUGGCAAUGCAACAGCUUGGCGAGCGGUACGAAAAGUUGUCAAAAUUCUUUGUAGAUAUAGGAAUUAUUUUAUUCAAAUAGAAGAGAAAUGGAUGAUUGUAGUCGAAGAUUACAAAUUGAAUACGGUUUUCCUGGCGUUAUUGGAGCUUUGGAUGGAACGCACAUUUGUAUAUUAGCUCCAUCGGAAGACAGUCAAUCUUAUAUCAACAGGAAAGGAAGACACUCUAUUCAGUUGCAGGUAGUAUGUAAUGAUAAAUUGCAAUUUUUACAUUGUCAUGCUGGCCUUCCUGGAUCUGUGCAUGAUAUGAGAGUAUUUAAGUAUUCAGGAUUACAACAAAAAUGUAACGACCAGUUUUUUCCUGAUAACACCCAUAUUAUUGCAGACUCAGCUUAUGUAUUGCAAAAGCAUAUCAUGGUGCCAUAUAAAGAUAAUGGUCACCUAACUGAGCAAGAAAUAAAAUACAAUAGUGUUCUUUCUAGUGUUCUUUCUAGAACUAGAAUGAUAGUAGAAAGAUCAAUCGGCUUAUUAAAAGGACGAUGGAGAUUUCUGUUGGAUAAAGUACCAAUGAGAAGAACGGAUUUAAUACCAUACUAUAUAAUAAGUUACUGUGUUUUACAUAACAUUUGUCUACUGCAAGAUGAUAAUUUUGAUUAUCCAGUUAUUUUCAAUGAAAACUUGGCUGCGGAACCAGAGCCAAUGGCAGUAAAUCAAUUUCUACAAAAUGAAGGACUAGUAAAAAGAGAAGAAAUAAAAAAUAUGUUGAAUACUUAAUUUGUACGCAGAAUAUUAUGUAAAAGUUUUUAAAAAAAUAAAUUACUAAUAUAUUAAAAA